AUGCACUACAAAGCUUGGGCCUGUAAAAUUCUGGCACCUAAGAGAAGCAACGGAGUGCCUAAAGAGGACCAGGUGAUCUACGAGGACGAGAUCGGUAGGGAGAUCGGCGACGAUAUGGGGCCGAGAGGGAGGGAGGCGCUGCGUAACGAGGAGCACCUGCAUGGGCCGAAAAUAACAAAAUGGCGCUUGCGCACGUACGUCAAAUAUAUGUCGACUGAAACCGACCAACAGGCGGCAUCGUUGGACACAGGCCGGUCCAGAGUCGCUGGAAGGAAGGCGAAAAAAAGCACCCCUCCGUUGAUGCUGGCGCGCCUUACUGCGCUGACGUGCUUCUGCAGAGUAGAGGCCAUACUCUUCGACGAGCCACUAACAAAACCCUUGGACGACAUCACCGAGGCCCGGCAGCUUCUUGCGGUCAAGCUGCGGCAGCUGCACGACUUUAAGUUCGAGCAGUGCGUCGAUCCACACCGGGGCUCGCUCGACGAUGUUUACACGGAGGAGCAGUUCCGCAUUCUCGUUUCAGACAUCCUGCCGUACUGGGCCAAGGAGUACUUUCGGGAGUCGAUGAGUUACCCCAGUCAGUCGCUAUGGAGGGCCUUGGCCGUGAGGGUGAUGAUCCUGAUGGCGCAUCACAUGCUGGGCAGGGGGAUAAGCAUCCGCGAGAUCCGCUACUGCAAUAUGUUCACUCACGUCCUUCCGCCCAUCACGAACAGCAAGGGGGAAUCGUCGAUCCACGUUCUCGUGGUCGCCUAUCGCAACUCGAAGACCAUCAAAGACAACAAGCUCGGCCACCUGUACCUGACUCGACACAUGGACUUCCGGCAGUGCGGCUUCGGAGCAGUGUUCAUGUGGAUACAUUUCAUUUUCGACCUUGUGCCGCUCCACUACAACAACGAUAAGAUCGUGCCCCCCUUGGAUUUCAGCAACCCGGAAAACUGGUCAAAGAAGCACCUGUUCUUCGCCCUCUUCGACAACGACAAGACCGAGUUGCCGUACGCGACUCAUGCCAAAUGGGUUACCUAG
Closterium sp. NIES-65 is the source of this 1023-nucleotide messenger RNA. The record is from the annotation of a GenBank genome assembly. NCBI's taxonomy places the organism in Eukaryota, Viridiplantae, Streptophyta, Zygnematophyceae, Desmidiales, Closteriaceae.